GCACACACUCGCGCCCGUCCAUCACACAUCAAUCAAAAUGGCUUCCGUCGUUGAGAUCACCCCCAAGUUUGGCGUCAUGCCCGAGAAGAAGGGCCCCUCCCCCGCCGCUGUCUGCGGCUACGCCGUCGUCGGCGCGCUCGUCGGAUGCGCCGCCACAAUCGGCGCUGCUUAUCCUAUGCUCAAGUCGAAGUGGGACAAGGACGACGCCCCCGCCGCCGUCGACAAGAACCCCUGCGCCGGCAAGAAGCCCGGCAAGGGCGCCGGUUUCGACAACUUUCAGUGCGUCCAAUCCAGCGUCAUGAUGGCUGUCGAGCAGGCCGGCGGUAACGUCACCCUCGGCUACAACCAGGGCACUCACAUGAAGCAGGGCCAGACUACCCUGAACAAGCCCGUCACCACCACCCUCGCCGAGGCUGGAAUGUGCCCCGUGAACGUUCACUGGCAUCUUGGCGCCGAGCACGUCUCCACCGGCGAGUACGACAUGGCCCACACCGCGGACACGGCCAACGGCCCCACCCAGCCCCACGCCGACGCCCGCCUGCCCGCUGGCCGCAAGCUCCUCGCUGCCGGUGGCACCACGUACCUCGGCGGCAGGUGCACGAAGUACCCCAACCUCUCCACCGCCCAGAAGUCGGACUACGACUGGAAGUACUGCAAGAAGAUGGUCGUCGGCGAGACCUACGAGGUCCACUGGCCCCACUCCGAGAUGGGUGCUUGCAACACCAAGUGGCAGUACCAGCUCCCCUUCUACGACGGUGUACUCUGCCGCCUCGGCGAGGAGGCCUACCCUGGCAAGGGCAAGUUUGGCCUCGGCACGGUUGGCGGGGUUGAACAACCCCUCUCCCUCCAAGGCCAGAUUGGCGUCCAGGCGCAGGUCUUCGUCGUUGUCAACGACGAGAACUACUACUACCCCGAUCUGCUCCGCGGUAUGAUCGUCACCAACGACGGUCCCGGCUCCAACACCGUCAUGGGUAAGGAGAUCACCGCUUACACUGGCUCCACCACUGGCACCUCCCGCGACAACACCAUCUGCUCCGCGUACGGUCCCGUCACCUGGCACGUCGACCGCAAGUGCCACCUCAUCUCCGCCUCCUCUUUCGACAAGAUGUGCAAGGACAUGCUCGACCAGGCUGACGACAUGUCUGAUGACAUCUACCCCCACGGCGCCCGCGAGCACGUCUCCGACGAACUCAGCGCCAACAACAGGGACGACCUCGGUCCCAACGGCGCCACCGUCUCUGGCACGGGCGACGCGUCGACCGCGAACGUCUACAACGACCGCCAGUAAACAACAUCUUGAGAUGUCAUCCAUCGCGAUGAUGGUAACUAACCCGAUUCUUUCGUGCGGACGAGUCAUCGCAAACUCAAACACUGCUGCGUUUGCGCAUCGGUCAAGAUGACCCGUGCUGCUCAAUAACGACCAACGUGGUCCUCCGUUUAUGUGCACUAUAUUAACUUAAGCUACUGUUUUCAAUUCAAGAUAUUUCGUAAGAACGGAGCGCUCCGAACCAGCUACGUCGUUCUCGACACUAGUCGUCGCCUCUUUUGCCAGUUCGACUCAACUCCAGCUCGGUGCAACCAGGAUAUAGCACGACUCCUCCUCCUACGCACUCAUCGCCGUCGUAUAGAACCAGAGCCUGACCAGGCGUGAUCGCACGCUCCGGAGCGUCAAAUAUCACCUCGAUCACCGCGCCGGCGCCGGCGGCGACAUCCGCGUUUGCACGUCCGAGCACCUCGUCAAGAUCGGGCGGCGUG
Molecule: messenger RNA, 1755 nt
Organism: Micromonas commoda
Lineage: Eukaryota; Viridiplantae; Chlorophyta; Mamiellophyceae; Mamiellales; Mamiellaceae
Exons: 1
Coding region: 77-1288 (403 amino acids)
Source: RefSeq, a predicted model, not a curated record